UAUUAAUACCAUUAUUACGAUUAUUAUUAUUAUUGUUGUUGUUAUUAUUAUUAUUAUAUUAUUAAUAUCAUUAUCAUUAUUAUUAGCCAUAAAUAUCUGUAAAUAUUUGACCCCUCAAACUAGUCCAGUUGUCCUGUUAACAAAGACUUUCUCUUAUUUUUAUCUCAUGAUGGUUCUGGUUCUGGAGUACAUUUGCACCCUCACCUCAGGCCUGUUGGUUCCAGGAUCUUCAAUAAUGUCACAGAGAUCCACUGAAGCCUGACCUGAUCCCAGCUGAUGUGAUGAACUCUGUCUCCCCCUGCUGGUCUCUGUUGGUCAUCACAGGGUUAAAGGAAAAAGGGACUCAUGGUAAAGCUUGAUCAUUUAAUUUAAUCUGAUUUUGUCUUUUAAACAUGUUCGGCUGAGAAAUAUGAGAUUAAGUCGAUAUUUUCAUCUGAGUUACAGCAAAUUAAACUAAUUAUUGACUCCCAAACACAACACACCUGUCUCUGUAGUUCAACGAGGAUUUAUAAUCCUCUCAGUCCUUUAUAGGUGAGAGCGGGAUUAUUCUUCAUCAUUAUAAAGUCUUUCAGCACAGAAGCACGAGGAGAGUCUUCUUCUUCUUCUGUUUUUAUGGCAGCAGUUAAACUAUGACUCUAAGGUGUACAUCAUCGGCAUCAUCAGCACUCACACCUGACCCUAAACUCCUCCCCCUCUCUAUGCCAGGAGACAGUGACUCCGCCCACUUCUGUCUCAGUCAAACUGAUCUAACUUCAGUCUUUUUAAAUGAUCAGUCUGAGGUCAAAGUUCACAACAAAUUCAUCCUCACAGGUAAAUAAAUACAAAUGUAGAAAUAAAUACAGAUACACACAGGAGUGAGAUCCUGUUCUUUUUCUGCAUAUUCAUGAUUAAAUCUUCAGUUUUUACUCUGAUAUUAAAGAUUCAGCCUCGGUCUGUUAAAGUACACGUUUGGACUAUGAGCCAGCGUCUUAUUUUGGAGGGUCAGAGUCAUUGAUUAGUUGGAUUAAAGUUAAUCUCAGAAUUACUGAUUUAAAAAAAUGACUCAAAGUUCAUGGACUUCCCUUUUUCAGUUCAUUUUUAAAGAAUAUUUAUAGAAAUAGAAUCUGGAGGUUCUGACACACAGACACAGAGAGGGUUCUGGUCCAACAUGAAUCACUGAUCUGAAGGUAAUCAAUGUAUUUAUUGAUCUGAAUUCAGAGUGAGAGUCACAGGAUCAGAUGUUUUUUCUCCAGUCAUGUCUCGUCCUGCUCUGGAUCCUCCUUUUCAGUUUGGCUUCAGGCCUUUUUAAAUGUGACGCACUUCCUGUUACCUGUAUGUGUCAACUUCUCUCAGGUGAGCAGAGGGUUUUACUUUGAAAGCCGUAAACAGGAAGUUAACUAAAGAUUUAAAAAAUCAGGAUAUCUAAAUGUUUCUGAUGCUCCAGUUUGAUCCGGUUUGAUCCUGUUAAAUAUGAUGAAAAAGCAGAAAUAUGAAUUUCAGUCGAUUUCAGAAAGACCAAGACCUCCUGACAGGAGCUUUAAGUUCAGUCGUUUGUCUGGUUUCCUGGUUUUUCACAAUAAAGGAUGAAACUGAAAAAUACAUGAAGUGAUGCUGAAGAUGUGAGAACCGACUCCUCUACGUCAAAAUAAUAUUAAACUGAUUUAUUCUGGAGAUUACGAUAAACACUCAGAGGGCCUGAAUACUCUCUACUUUUAUUUUGAAAGGCAAAGGUGGAAGUGCUGUUCCUCUCAGGUCUAGCUUCACUCAUCCAGGUGUGUUCGUACCGGCGGUCAUGGGUUUGGUUUACUCCGAGGUAAGAGCAGAAACUGAGGCUUUAAUCUGAAAAACCUUCAUUGAAACAAUUAAUUAUAUUAUUAACCUUCUUAAACUUCAGUAGGAGUGUGUGUUCAGGUGUGUUCAGGUGUGUUUAAGUGUGGAUAAGUGUGUGUGUAAGUGUGUGUGUGUGUGUGUGUGUGACAGACUUUACCUGAGCUCACCUACACUGACUCAGCGUCACUCGGCGGGAACACAGUGGACUGAUGUUCAUUCUGAGAGUUAUUAAUGAACCUGCUGAGACACACACACACACACACACACACACACACACAUACACACACACACACACACACACACACACACAAACACACACACACACACACCACACACUGCAGUAAUACUACAGUACAAGUUGAACACGUUAAACUCUUACUUUGGGUGAACAGCUGUCAGAGAGAAAAUAAAAGUUUUGAUUAGAGGCUUUUAUUUUGAAAGACCAACUUUACUCUAACACACUGAAAGUUAAAAUCAGAGUAUUUUCAUAUUUGUGUACUUGUACUUUAUAGUAUUAUGUUGAUGUUUUUACCAUGAGUCAGUUAUCGGUCUGUAAAAACUUUGUCAGUUUACAGAAUUUGUUUUAUUGACAGUAAAAAUAUUCACAUCAAUUCUCCAUAAUUAUGAGAUUUUCAGAAUAAUGUCCCAGACUUCACUUCACUUUAAGAAACAGAUUAGUUUCUUAAAUGAUUUAAUAAUUCAUUAUAAUUUUCUAAAACAGCUCUCUACGUGAAGAAGACUUUUAUUUUGAAAGUCUGAUUCCUCCAAACAAACAUGUCAGUUAAUGAACUUCUAUAAUAACCUGUUUACAGCUGGAGUCUGUUAAAAUCGGCUGACUCUGCAGUUUCACACUCUGACGUUAAACAGUCUGACAGUCAGGAGCUCAGUCACCGUUUCAUGUCCUGGGUUAGACCGGGGGGGCGGGGGCGGGGUCACCUGUCCUGGUCGUGGUUGACGGUCAGGUAAAGAUCAGGAUCUGUCAGCUGGAAACAAUCAUCUGAAGAUUUUAAACAGGAGGAGAGAAAAAUGAGAAGAAUGUGAGAAAUGUGACGAUCUGAUCAGAAACAGACUCAAGACUCUCCCUCUCUCUCCCCUCUCUCUCUCUCUCUCUCUCUCUCUCUCUCUCUCUCUCUCUCUCUCUCUCCUCUGUCUCUCUCUCCUCUGUCUCUCUCUCCUCUCUCUCUCUCUCUCCUCUGUCUCUCUCUCCUCUGUCUCUCUCUCUCUCCUCUGUCUCUCUCUCUCUUUUUUAUUUUCUGUAUUUGUCGGUGAAAAAUCUCCUCAGACCUGUUUCCUUCGGUCGCUGCAGGCUCCUCUUCAUUUAUAGCCCUUUAGAAUAGCAAUACAAAUACUUUUACUUUGGCGGGGCCUGACUUCCUGGUUACGCUCCUUUAUAAACUCUGGACUGACUCAGAAAAAGUGUGUAAUUAAUGAUUAAUCAGCCUGUAAACAGUGAUGGAGUCUGGAGGGUCCUCACAGGGACACAAACACACACACACACACGUCCUCAUCAGAGAGUCCAGUUAGAGAGCUGAGGUAAACUGGUUUAACUGGUUUAUACUGGAAGGUUACAGGACUGACAACAUGUGGUGUGUUUGUGUUAUCUUUAUGCAAAGUGUGUGUGUACACGGGUAAACAGUUUCAAGAGUUUGUGAAGCAACUUCCUGUUUUUCUUACCCUGAGGUCCUCCAGGUCACUCCUGAUCCUCUUUAAAUACUCGAGCGGAGCCUGUUAUUAAUAAUAUUAAUAAUUAUAAUUACUAAAUAAAAUAACAAUAAAACUAGAACUGAUCCUCUUUAAAUACUCGAGCGGAGCCUUUUAUUAAUAAUAUUAAUAAUUAUAAUAACUAAAUAAAAUGACGACAAUAAAACUAGAACUGAUCCUCUUUAAAUACUCGAGCGGAGCCUGUUAUUAAUAAUAUUAAUAAUUAUAAUAACUAAAUAAAAUGACGACAAUAAAACUGGUACUGAUCCUCUUUAAAUAUCAGAGUUCAGACACAUUCAGAGGAAACACAGGACAGACCAUCACUGUCUUAGAAAAAUAAUAAUAUUAAAACAGAAAAUGAAAUUAAUUAAAAUAUAUAUAUAUAUUAUUAAUUUAUUUAUUAUUAAGACUGUUAUUAUUAUUUUUAUUAUUGUUAAUAUCGCUAGAAUGGCAAUAUUACUUUGAUCAUUAUCAUUAUAAUUAUCAUUAUUGUUAAUGUAAAUAAUUAUCAUCAAAGUAACAGUAAUAAUAAUUUGACAACGGGUAUUUUAAUAUUGCUAUUGUUUGAUUAUUCUUAAUAUUUUGAUUAUUAUUAUUAUUAUGGUUCUAAAAGCAAUAUUAAUAAUAAUAACUUUUUAUAUUAUUAAUAUUGUUUAUUGUUAUUUUUAUAAUACAUUUAUCAUAAAAUAAGUAUAAUCCCUAUAAUCAACCUCUCUCUCUCUCCUCUCAGCCGGCCUGUCAGUCAGCGUACGAUGGCGACGUCCAUCAGCUGUAUCAUUACCUGAAAAAGGACCCGUCUCUCCUGAACACGCAGGAGCGGCAUAACGGGGACACGCCUCUCAUCGCCGCCUGUCGCGGCGGUCACCUGAGGGUGGUGCAGUACCUGCUGGAGAACAAGGCCAAUGCCCACCUGACCAAUGAGGUGUGUCCUCCUGCUGACAUCACUCUGACGCCCUCACCUGUCGUCCUGACUCUAACCUGUGAGUGUGUUACAGAAAAAGAGGACGUGUCUGCACUACGUGUCCAAGAGGGGAUUCUCGCUGCUGGACUACCUCAUGAUCGCCAUCCUGAUGCCCAUCCUGCUGCUGGGAUACUUCCUCAUGGUAACACACACACACACACACACACACACACACACACACACACACACACACACACACAGAGUUCACUUUUUCAGUGUCUCAGCUGUUCUUGAAUUAAAGUCCACAUGCAGAAGUUCUUGUAUGGUGUCCUCAGAAUGUAUCAAACACAUGUAUGUAUGUGUGUGUGUGUGUGUGUGUGUGUGUGUGUGUGUGUGUGUGUGUGUGUGUGUGUGUUUCAGCUGCAGAAACAGAGACAACACGCGGCUCUGAUGAAGGCCGUGCUGAGCACUAAAGUGAACGUCAACGCGGUCGACUAUGUGAGUAAAAACUAUAGACUGUAUCUAGAAUAGACGCCGUCUGCCUCCUCUCUUAGAACAGCGCCCUCUGGUGACGGGCUGCAGUAUAGGUCCUAAACCCCGCCUCCUUAUGGAGCUGUGGACAAACUUUAUAAAUGAAUGACACAGAAUAUAAAUGUUUCUCCCCCCUGGUUGUGAUGUUGACAUGUAGUUACUGUCAGACUGGUUUGUGCUCAAGUCCUCUUUUUUCUGUACUGCUCCAUUUUUAAAAGUUAUUAGGGGGUUCAUGUUUUCUAUGAUUGACACCUGAUACAGCCAAUGGGAGGACAGAGAUUGCGUAGCUCCCCCGGGUGAUUCGCUGUAUAUACAGUCUAUGGUAAAAACCUGCUUAAUAUAAAAGCAGGAUUCUGGGUAAUGAAGUCCGUUAAAAGUAUCAGUUUUUAUCAGAGUUUUCCUGUCUGUGUUUUUGUUCUGCGCUCAGAGAGGAAACACGGCCCUUCAUUACGUCUGUCAGAGGAAAAACCACCGUCUGGUUCCUCUGCUGCUGGACAGAAACGCCAACACUCACAUUAAAAAUGAAGUAAGGACACAAACGUACCGACACAGCAGGUUUUCUGCAGCCUGACGAGCGUCUGUGGACUUAACUCUGUUUUCUUCUUCAUCUUUAGGACGGAGAAACGCCGUUGGACAUCGCCACCAGGCUGAAGUUUAAGAAGAUCAUCGUCCUGCUGAAGAAGAAAAGAGGACAGACGGAAAAUUGAGUCACUUUAAGGUUAAUUUCAUGUCAGCAAAGAAAGAUUUUAAUGUAUUUUCACAGCCGAGCUCUUCUCCUGUCGGGUCCCGAUUUUAAUUAUUUAACAUUCACUUAAAGUUCGGAUUUAUUAACCGGUUCAACAUUUUUAAGGAAAGCUCAUAAACUCAAAUGUUAAAAACAGAUCAAGUUUGAUUAAGUUUGUUUUAAAUAAUCUGGGAAUAAUCCUGGAGCGUGUUACAGCAGCUGUUAGCUUCGUGCUAGCAUCAGUGUUAGCUAGUGAGUUGCAUCGUUACAAAAUAAAAUCAGUUUUAACCUGAAAACAGGAAAUGUUUACACUGAGAGAUCAGCUGUUACAACAAGUUUGGAGAAACGAACAUGCAGGUUGGCUAGCUAGCUAACUGACUAACUAAACUGCAGUACAGGAGUUAGCAUGCUAAUGUUUGAUGUUGACUCACAGUGUCUGAUCUGAAUCUAGAUUAAGACGUUUACCUGCUAACUGACGGGUUAAAGCUUCAGUCACAGCUGUGGACCAUCCGGGUUUGUUCUGUUCUUCAGUUUUCAGGUCCUCCUGGAUUUUCUCAGAGCAGUCCGUGGUUUAAAGUUCCGAUCAGUAAAGUUCCUCCGACAGAAUCGUCAUUUUCAUUAAAAACUCGACAAAGUGUAUUUUUAAAAAUUAACUUGUUUAUAAAUAUAUUUGACAUAUUUGAGAAACUGUUUCUAAUCUGAGAGACGACAGAGAAAGAAGAAAGUUCGUCUUCAUGUUUAAAAGAUCUCAAAGUUGUAAAAAUGAUUCUGUAGUUUCAGUGAAGCAGGAAGUUCAAGUUAGGAACAGAUCGAGUUAGGGCUGGGCGAUAAAACGAUAACGAUAUAUAUCAAAAAUUAAUUUCCCUCAAUAUCAAUAUAAAACAUGAUCAAUAUCUUUCUUUGAUCGUCGGCAUUCUACCAUGUUUUGGUCGACUAUACGAACAGCCAAUGAAAAGGCUAUAUAUAUGAGCGUUUCUGACCAUUUCUGUUACCGUGACGACAGAAUUUCUUUUUUUAAUAUCUACAUAGAAUCUGUUUUAAAAAAGUACCAGCCCACACGUGGAAAAGGCCUUCGCUUCUGUUGAAUUAGCUGGUAUCAUCCACAUACCACGGUAAAUGCUAGCUAGCUGUUCACAUGCACUUUUAAACCCUAAAUAAGACGCUAAACUUUUUAUUCUUUAUAUGUCGCUAAAAUGUCAAAAUGAAAACUUCAGUUUUUAUAAAUCUGCUUGUUUAAUUAAGUAUUGACCAUCUGAUGCAUUUCAAAUUGCUGUUUUUGUAUUUAUCCUGAAAGUGGUUAUUAAUAAAAUCUAUAAACAACAAAAA
Molecule: messenger RNA, 6992 nt
Organism: Xyrichtys novacula (pearly razorfish)
Lineage: Eukaryota; Metazoa; Chordata; Actinopteri; Labriformes; Labridae
Source: the annotation of a GenBank genome assembly